This is a messenger RNA of Spodoptera exigua (beet armyworm), 5346 nucleotides long. The record is from the annotation of a GenBank genome assembly. Lineage: Eukaryota; Metazoa; Arthropoda; Insecta; Lepidoptera; Noctuidae.
UCGUUUCAUUCUCGAUAUCGAUUCCUUCGCUGGCCGCUAGAGCGCACUCACGUCAAAAUUCUCAAAUAUGGCGGCGCGAUCAAUGAAGUUGUAAUGUGUAGUGAGUGAAGUCUAGUGUAAAAAUUGAAAUGUUUAAUUUUGGUGUUGUUUUUGUGUGUGGUUGUUAACAUUAAUGGGCCAUGGGAAGGAGCCAGGAGCUUUUAAACGCCGCCCGCGAAGGCGACAAGCGGACUGUGGAAAAAAUACUUGGUCAAAUAACUAAUAUAAGUGGUCCAUUUACAAGUUUCAAAAAUAUCCUUCAAGUUGGAAAACCCCGGGGAGUAGAAUUACCCGUACCGGUCACCGAGCAAGUCUCAAAAUUGGAAAAGCCAGAGGAACCAAUUUGUUUGCGUAGAGGUGCGGGUGUGAAUGUACAAGAUGAUAACGGUUACACACCGCUUCAUCAAGCAUGUUUGAAUGGACAUCGGGAAAUAGUCCGCGUCCUACUGUCAGUGGGUGCAAACCCUGGCAUAGUGGACAAGAAAGGCGCUACGCCCCUUCACCUGGCCGCGUUCAACGGUGACACCGAUGUAUGCUGGAUGCUCCUCGCUCACAAUCCUCCUGUUAACAUCGAUCAGCUGACAUCAGACCACGAAACCGCUCUACUAAUAGCCGCCCAGUUUGGCUUCGUAAAUGUGGUCGCACAGCUGAUAACCAGAGGAGCUGAUGUCACCAUCAAGAACAAUAAUGAUGAAAGCGCCCUGGAUCUUGCAGCGCAGUACGGCAGACUGGCGGUGGUGCAGCAUUUACUACAAGUGAGACCGCAACUAGUUGACCAGUACAGAUACCCCGCCUGCCGUAACGUGAUCUUCACAUCAACCCCCCUACAUCGUGCCAGCAAAAAUGGAAGAAAGGAUGUAGUAACGGCUCUUAUAGACGCUGGCAUGGAUCCCAACGUCAGAACACACAGCGGCACACCUCUUCACGAAGCAGCUCGCUUCGGGAAACCCUCAGUAGUACGCAUUCUUCUCAACAAAGGAGCUGAUCUCCACGCUCAAGACUCCUCAAGGAAGACAGUGUAUGACCUUUUAGCUGAAUAUCCUGAAGAGGCUACAAGAAAAGUCAGGAAAGUGAUUCGAGGUAUGUUCCAAGCAGAAUAUGAAAACCUCAUGGGGAAUUUCGACAGCGACAAAGAAUUACCUCCUUUCCCCGUCCAGGACUACAGCCCCGACGCCGUAAUGACACCAACAGAGACCCAGAAAAAUACUAAUAAUAUUGAUAGCCCUUUAUCUCCAUCUUCAUCGUCACUAACAAAAAGUCAUCCUCAAAGUUUUGUCAAAAAGCUUGCUUCAAAAUGCUUGGGCCUUAAAGCGAAAUUCAAUUCAGCUCCUAACAUUUCUAACAAUCCAGCGGAAGUCGAUGUCAAGUCGAAACAAUCGGAACAGAAAAGUAACUCAAAUACAAUGCUUAUAGGAAAUAGUAAAUUCUUCAAAAUGUUGUCGAAAAAGGAGGAAUCUGGUGAAAUUGUUUGUAACGAUGAAUUUGAUACUAUAUCAUUAGAUAGAUUAGGCACAUUGAACAGAGAUUCCGUUGUUAACCGAAGUAAUAGGAGUUGCCCUGGAUUUAAAACAUCUUUACCUAAUAUAUCAGAAAACAAUGAGCUUAGUGAUUCUCAAGAAUCUGUUGCAGAAUCUAUUGUGAUUACAGAAAUUGAUUAUAGUAAUAGUAGUAAAAAAGAUGUGAAAGUAAAUGAAGCUGUAAAUAACACAUUGAAACUAAAUAUAUUUGAACCCAGAGAUGUAAAUGACAGAAAAUCUGUGGCAUCUGUUAUAUCAGCAGAGUCAACACAAUUAGUAAACGAAUGUUACGAAUCUUAUGAAUUUUCUAAAACUGGUAGUGGUAGAAGCAUUAAAAAGUUGUCACUUCCAAGGCCCCCUCCAAGACUCAACGUGGCUAGUUCAAGUAGUAAUGAAAAUAUCUAUGAAAAUGUUGUGAUGGAAGUCAAAACUAUACCAAAGCCUGCUGCAAGAAUUCAUGUUCCCGUAAAACCGCUUGAUGAAGUUCAAAGAAAAAAUUUGUACGAAAAUAUAUCUGUUAUUCAAGAAAGAAAACAACCAGAACCUAUGAAAAGAACUUUCGUACCUAAAAAACCAAGUUCAGAUGGCUUUGAUGAUAAAUCUUCUACUCGCAGUAGAUCAUCCACAUUAUCUUCGGAUUCUAUGAUUGAUGAAUCGAAUCUAGAGGAUAUAUUACUCUCUGAGAAGUCAAAAUCUUUUCGACACCGUAAAACUUCACCCUAUUCUACUGCGAAAUCACAGAUAUCGAGAACUCAAUCGACAGCAUCGGACUCUUCAGACCUGACGGAAGCUAGUGCCUUAGAAAAUGUUGAUUGUAGCUAUGAAGUAGAAGAAAAACCGUUGUAUCUAUCCAUGACUGGAACACUACCAAACAAAAAGACAGAUAAAACUGGAGAUAAAAAAGUUCUUUUUAGGCAUAAAACUUUUACCAACAUUGAAGUCGACAGAAAUUCAGUAAAGGUUAGAGAUUUACCCCAGUGGAAUAAUACAUUUUUGAAAGAAACUUUAGCUCAUUAUCACAUUAGAGGUACAGGUCACUGUAUCUAUAACGCUCCUACAGUUCAAGAGUUUAUUUACAUAUUUAACAGGGAAACGCUUUAUAGUGAUGUUCCACCAUUUACUAAAGUACCUAACGACAAAAGAGAUAGUUAUUUUGAAACUGCAAUAUGCUUCUGUAGGCCGAGACCUCCAAAGUUUCACAGUAGCGCUGAAGAUCUUUUAGACAAAAAUACCCAAUCUGAAGAUGGGCAAGUUAUAAUUGACUUGGAAGCACUUAAAAACAGAAACGAAAUAGUAUCAUCGUCAUUUAAAUGUUAUUGCGAUUCCGGUACUUGCACGUUGCAUUCAAACAGGCGUGAGUCUCCUGUAGACUUAGUUGUUAAAUUUUCAGCUAUUAAAAGAAGUAUUUCGACACCAGAUAUCACAUUAGAAUCCUCUCCUUAUUCGACAACAAAUAAAUUAACUUUACCGAAAAAUAAAUCGGUACCGAAUAAUUUAGAAGAUCCUUACGCCGUAGUUAGCCUUAUUCUAUCAAAGACAUUGCAGAAGUUAUAUCAUUAAACUCACAUUCUACAUCGACAACCUCUACUAUGUCUCAUGCUUCUGGUGUGCAUUUGCCUGUUAGAAAAUCGACUUCCUCGGAAUAUUCCGGUCACUGGUCACUUUAUUCUUGUAACUCUAACGUUACAAUAAAAUCUGACGCGUCAUUCAAGUCUUGUAUUGACGACUCGUCAGAUGAUUCAGAUGACGGUACCUUGCAUUCGGACGAAGAAGUAUCCGACGCAGAUACAGUUAAGUCAGAAGUAAGCACAGCAAAAAGACCAUGGGUCCACAGCGACUCUUUCAGAUUUGGAAGUAAAUCUAAACCUGAGAUUGAUGUUAUUGUAGAGGAAAAUAGCUGCAAAGACAAAUCAGAAGUUUCUUCUUCGAAACACGAAAGUGGUAUUUGCUUAGUUGAAGGCUCUGAGAGUUCAUCGUCUGAAUGCGAGGAUGAUAGUGGUAUUCCGAGGGUCGAUACGGAUGUGUCGCUUGGUUCUGCUUCGCUUGAGCGGGGUUCGGGAAUGGUCGGGGGUGUUCGCAGCGGGUCGGGGCGGCGGCGAUGGGACGAGGCGGAGGGUACCAGCGAAGGCGAUGCGCUGAGCGUAUCGAGUGCAGCCUCUAGCUGUGCGCCUUUACUUCUGGCGCAUCAUCACGAGUACAGCAAAGUUUCGCCGACCCCUCCCAAGAAACCUCCACGGAGGAACUUGUCAGUGUCCCCCACCCACGCCAACUCCCCUUCUUCGGGGUAUAGCUAUGAGCUGAGACCCCACGCAAGAAGUCAAGACGAUCUGGAUGACAUACAGGGUGCUAAACACUACCUCAAACACGGUCGGUCGGUGGACCAAUACGUCGACGGCAAGCUAUCUUAUUCGGAAUACGAAGAGAAUCACAACUCACCUAGAGUAGCCCCAGUUCCUAACCCAAGGCCCAGCCUCAAACAUCGCUCUCAACCCGUCGCCAUCACGGCUAUGUACGAGAACGUAGUCAUUAAAGAACAAAACCCCAGAAGAAAACUAAGAAGAAACAACUUUGCCCCAUCACAUGACAAUUAUGAACCAAGAAUGAAUGACAAUAGAGUAAGAAAGUAUUCAAACCAAGAAAAGUCUUCCUUAGAAAGUCUCUUAGACGAUCAGUCAAUGAAUAGUCCGAGCGAUUGUGAGCGUUAUUAUGACGGGAAAAGGGCCUCGAUUCCGUUGUCGCCAACGCAUUAUGAACAGCCACCGACUCCUGACCAUCCACCGCCUUCGGCUAAACAGGCUGAGAACUGCAUACACGAAAGGAUCAGGCCUUUGAGCCAGGUUAGUCACAAAUAGAGAUGCUCUUUUAUGUAGUCACCUAAUUAUUCUGUUCUUUCAAAAUAUGAUCACUGUAUCUCUUUAUCAGUUAAUCAUGUACUUCUUAGUACUUCAUAUCGGUUCCUAUAAACAUUUUUGUUUUUGUGUUAAAAGGAAGAUAAUUGUCGUACCAAAUAUUGUAAAUAAAUUAGAUGUAAUAUUUUUCUAUGCAUUUAGAGUGCCUUAUCAAUUUCACUUACACAUGCAAUAUCUUCCUUUUAACCCUGUUUUUACAAUGUAAAAGAAGUAUAUAUUACUUAUGUGACUAACCUUUACCUAAUAAUGUUACCGAGGAACCUUUAUGAAAGUAUGUCUUUCCACCUUUCCUAUAAACACAGCAGAAGUAAUUAAUUGUAUCAUAACACAUUAAUGGCAAUAGCACCCUUUAUAACCAAGCACAACAUCCUUGCAUGAGCAUGAAACUAGCAAAACUUAAAUUUAAAUAAAAAAUAAAUAUUUUUUAAAACAUUUCAGCUUAUUAUGGAGGUUGUAGAAGAGAUAAGAAUUAGACAAAAGUCCCAGGGUGAUGUAGUCAAUAGCUGAUGUUAAUUAUAUUAUGAAAUAAGCGCCCUAGUCGUUCGUCCCGUUCAACUCUAUAGUCAUCCCGUUUUAUUGUAUCGAAAAUGACCGAUGACAAAAAGAGACAACAAUAAUUUAAUGUGUCAAUGAUAUCCGUAAUCACUUAAUGGUGCUCGUAACGUUAUUUUUUAAAAGUAUAUUAGUGUUUUUGUAAAUAGAAUAUUUUAUUUCGCUUAAGUAUUCCGUAAGGUGCUAUGUUUAGUUGUAUCAUAAGAAUUGAAAUCGUUUUGUGAAAAUAUAAAUUAUAUUUCAACUUAUGAAUUAACGUAAACUCGGAUUAUUUUGGACCUGUAGGCUAUCCAAACUCCCAAUCCAACGAAAAACUUUUAUAUGUUUUU